Guillardia theta CCMP2712 is the source of this 1143-nucleotide messenger RNA. RefSeq lists its product as hypothetical. The transcript is spliced from 7 exons. The coding region runs from base 23 to 1069 and encodes 348 amino acids. The record is from RefSeq and is a predicted model, not a curated record. Lineage: Eukaryota; Cryptophyceae; Pyrenomonadales; Geminigeraceae.
AGGCAUUAUCAUUCAGCUCCCAAUGGCCACUUCUCAAGAAUGGCUGACGUCAACUCUGAUGAUUCUGUCGAUCCUCGUUGCUCUCUGCUCCACCAACAUUCACGCAGAAAUCAACGCAGGUCAUGGCCGUGUGCUCCUCUCCUCAGAGAACACGACAAACACCACGACAAACGAAACGACAGCCGCUGCAACAAACGCCGCGAAUGAAACCACCUCCACGACCCCGACGGUGACUACUAGUACUACAGCAGCACCAACCACCUCGACUACUAGUGCCCCUACUACCACCUCUUCUACGACAGCUGCUCCAACAACCGUAAUCACCACCACCACCACCACCACCCCUGCAGCGCAACCUGGUGGAAACACUCAGGGUACUACCACUACAACAACGCCUACAGCUUCAUCCUCGACUUUCGACGUCGGCGUUGCGACCAACGGGUCGUAUACUGUUUCCCUAACCUCGCCAAGCGAUGGUGCAUCAUUUUUGCUUUCUUCCGCAGCGAAAGAACAAUUGGGUCUCAAGGCAACUCAGUUGUGCGGCGUUGUCUUUCCAAAGGGUGCAUGGCCGUCCUCUCUUUCAGGUACCCAAGUGCAGAUCGCUUUAGUGCUCAAAACCGGUGAGAUUGUGUCUUCCAAUGCUUUGGAUGGAAACAAGGUGAGUGGACCAAUCCUGAGCUUUCGCACAUCGAAUACAACCACCACUUUUCUUGCGCCAGUGUUGCUCUAUAUUCCGGUGGACAUUGCUCAGAUCAAUCCAGACUACGAUUAUUUUGUUUACGUCUAUAACAACGUGUCAAAGAAAUGGGACCAGAAAGAAACUGAUGCGAAGAAUUUGUCAUUAGGAUUCGUACAAGGAUCGACUUCGUCCUUUUCUCUGUACACGGUGAUGCAGGUGUCAAAACCCGCCAAGUGCGGAACUGGAUGCAUCAUCGGAGCUGUCGUUGGUUCUGUCGUCGGAGCUCUGUUGCUGGUGGUGGGAACAGUCUUCACAUACAAGAAAUGUCAAGAAGGCGACCCGGAUCUUGGCACUGGCCGCAGCGAAGCGAGCCAUGGCGGGAGUGUGUGAGUCGACUGAUGGAGAAGGCGUGUUCGGGGAAUGUGAAAUAGUUACAAGAACGAAGAAAAGUUGCUUAUGCUGUG